This is a messenger RNA of Leptosomus discolor (cuckoo roller), 1271 nucleotides long. NCBI's taxonomy places the organism in Eukaryota, Metazoa, Chordata, Aves, Leptosomiformes, Leptosomidae. The record is from RefSeq and is a predicted model, not a curated record.
CAUCUCCCUUUCUGCUUUUUGCCAACCGGCGGGAUGUUCGACUUGUGGAUGCUGGAGGCACGAAGCUGGAGUCCACUGUGGUAGUCAGUGGUUUAGAGGAUGCUGCUGCGGUUGACUUCCAGUAUUCGCAAGGCAUCGUUUUCUGGACAGAUGUGAGUGAAGAAGCCAUCAAGCAAACUUACAUUAACCAAACUGGGAAUGUGGUGCAGAAUGUCAUCAUUUCUGGUCUGGUUUCCCCGGAUGGCCUGGCAUGUGAUUGGAUUGGGAAGAAACUUUACUGGACGGAUUCAGAAACCAAUAGGAUAGAAGUAGCUAAUCUCAAUGGAACAUCUAGAAAAGUCCUCUUCUGGCAAGACCUUGAUCAACCCAGGGCAAUAGCUUUGGAUCCUGCUCAUGGGUACAUGUAUUGGACCGACUGGGGGGAAACACCCAGAAUAGAACGGGCAGGAAUGGACAGCAGCACGCGAAAAAUAAUUGUCGAUUCAGAUAUUUAUUGGCCAAAUGGACUCACGAUAGAUCUCGAUGAGCAGAAACUUUACUGGGCUGAUGCAAAACUGAGUUUCAUUCAUAGGGCAAAUCUGGAUGGUUCCUUUAGGAAGUCUCCUGUUAAAGUGAUAGUGGCAGUUUACAGCUCACUGUGCUGUAUUGAAGUGUUCACAUCAAUAGCAAAGGAAAUGAUACCGUGCGUGAUGUUCUCCACAGGUGCCGAAGAAGUCUUGCUGCUUGCUAGAAGGACUGACUUGAGGAGGAUUUCCCUGGACAUGCCGGAUUUCACUGACAUUAUUCUGCAGAUAGACAAUAUCAGACACGCAAUUGCUAUAGACUACGAUCCUGUGGAAGGCUACAUCUACUGGACUGAUGAUGAUGUCCGGGCAAUUCGUCGGGCCUACCUUGAUGGCUCUGGUGCACAGACUCUGGUAACCACAGAAAUCAACCAUCCGGAUGGUAUUGCUGUGGAUUGGGUGGCGAGGAACCUGUACUGGACUGAUACUGGGACAGACCGCAUUGAAGUGACCCGGUUGAAUGGGACAUCAAGAAAGAUCCUUAUCUCAGAAAACCUAGAUGAACCUCGAGCAAUAGUGCUCAAUCCUGUAAUGGGCUAUAUGUAUUGGACGGACUGGGGUGAAAGUCCGAAGAUAGAAUGUGCUUAUUUGGAUGGCUCAGAAAGGCGAGUUCUGGUGAAUACGUCCCUAGGUUGGCCUAAUGGCUUGGCACUGGAUCUUGAGAAAGACAAGCUUUACUGGGGAGAUGCAAAAACAGAUAAAAUUGAG